Molecule: messenger RNA, 2778 nt
Organism: Besnoitia besnoiti
Lineage: Eukaryota; Apicomplexa; Conoidasida; Eucoccidiorida; Sarcocystidae
Exons: 7
Coding region: 1-2778 (925 amino acids)
Source: RefSeq, a predicted model, not a curated record
AUGCCGACCGGAUCUGUGGCCGAACCAAGAGCAACCGCGAGUGGCGGUACAACAAUCGUGGGGCCAUCGAAAGCUCGCAGCAAGAGGCACCGAAGACCCAGGGAUCAGAGAGGGAAACCGAUCAUCACACAAUGGGGCCCCCCUGUGCAGUCGCCGGUAUCUUCGGCCCGAAAUGACGGAGUUCCCUCUUCUGAUUCCGAAUGUAGCGAGAACUCUCAGUGCGCGCUUAAUGUUUCUGUAUUUACCCACGAGAGUGGUAAAAACGGGUCUGCGGGAUCAAAAAAGGACGAGACAGCUUGCGCUGGGAUUCAGCAUGAUAUCGCCGACUCGGAGAUCUGGUACAGCAAAAACAAGCAACAUGCUCAAGUGGUUUCCGCUAACGCCCAGACUGGCACUUUCGCGGGCAAGGCUGACGCUGAAAUGCUAAGCACAGGCCACCAGCUUUCCAGCCGUCUUCCACCGACGUCUUAUCUCCGCGGAAUCAAAACCCCUGGCGCGUUGUCACCCCGCCUCUCCCCCGAUUUCAGAUCGCUUCCGUCCUCUCCGUCUGCCUCUUCUACGUAUUCACUGGUUGACGGUUUCGACCUACCUCCAGAAGAAGAACGGCGCUCGCGACAUCGGCCCCCGCUCGCCGAAGAAAAGACUGAUUCCGAUGUUCACGAAACCCACAACACAAGGAAUAGCUCGCCUCGCAAAACGAAUAUAAAGGCUGCGUCCACUGAUGAUAACAGUGGGCCUCUGUUAUCGAUGACAACAAGCGUCGGGAGCUGUGGUAUCUCUGCUGUCCGCAGCGACGACGGUUCAAUGGAUUCAUGCGCAAAAGCUGGUGAAGCUCUCACGAAAAAAUCAAUAGUCUCUGGACGAAGCCGAUCCCCAGUGACCUGUCGUGGCACGCGAACUCUCCUGGAGCGUCAGCUCUCAGCUGCAGCUGCUGCCGUCGCCGCAAUUGGCCUUUGGAAACCAAAAACCAGCGACGAACCCCCCAAACGCCAGGCGACAUCAGCUACAACAGCCAAAGAGUCAUCUGGCCUCGGCGAAGGAGAGGAGGAUGCCGUCUGGCAAUACAGUAGUGGUACGCAGAUAGCACCCUGGGGCGGCCAUUGUCUGAGCACGCGCGAAACUAACCUCUCUCUUAGGCAGGACAGUGGGGCGCCGAAAUUCUCGGCGUCGCCUGAAGACCUGCUACAGCAGAAUAGCUAUGGUGUGCCAGUAUCUUAUGCUCCGGAAGCCCGUUUGCGUGAAAGCAUUAAAGCAAUGCAGCCGCGUUCGCCGGGAUUCCCCAUUUGUAGCAGUCGAUGCACCACAUCUGCGAACGACAUCGCGGAAAAGCUGGUGGACGGUACCAGCCUGGAGGAUCUGCCAGCCACCGAGAAGCUGGGCCAACUAAGCUUUGCUGAAGGGCAAGAAUUACUGGAUCAGAGUGUUAAUUGGCCGACACGGCUGCCAUCCGGAAGCAUCCGCUGUCGAGAAGAGGAAGAGGUUUCUGUACUCGUUGAAGAUCAGUGGCGUCUCCUCGCUGGUUCACAGGGAUGGGAGGAAGUCUUCACCUCCGUUCAGCAAAAGGCAGUACUACGGUACCAGCGUCUUUGGCAUGUCGUGCAGUCUCUGAUACGAUGCAAGCCCGCGACUGCAUCUGAGGCGCCCACGGAGAUGAAGCAGAACGCCAGCAACGUCACUGAGAAUAUUUCUGCGUGGGGCGUGGACCGGGUCGUGCUUUUGUAUGCUAUUCCGGCAUUUAGAAGGGAAGGGGGGAGAAACCAGAAAUGGAAACGGUGCAACGUGCACUGCUAUGUAGACACCUCCCAGUACACCACCGCGUCCUCUUCUAUUGAGGAGGGUAACGGAGACGGCGAUCGCGUAGCUGAUUCCACGGUUCCCAAAGGAAUGUGUAAGACUGCAGCAGAAGGCGAAUGGCAAGUCCAGGAGAUGGUCUACGUCAUGGAAGACCCCUGUAAUGCAGACUCGCUAUUCAUAAGUACCUUCAAAGUUCCUGCUAACAAGCGGCUUAAGUGCUGUUUUUUCACAGACGCAGAUAGCGAUGACGCCGAUUUCCCUGCGCAGUCGCCCGUGGGGUGCGACUGUCAGACUGGGCACGGCAGCCGCUGCAACUCGGUCGAGUGGCCUUCGAGCGAGCUGCUCGCGGAACCCUACUCGCGUUUCCAUGACCGUCGCUGCUAUGCCUUCCCGCCUGGAGCGCUUGUGACAACGAUACGUGAUGGUGAAGUAGCUGACGGAGAUAAAAUCACCGCAAUGGGCAUCACUCUGCGGCUUGACCACGAGCUCCGGCAGAAUGAGGAAUGGGCGGGAGCAUCGUUAUUAUAUAUGGUGGAACACGCGGGCAGCUGGGUGGAGAAGUGCUUCAGCGAGCUCGACGGCAGCGUGACUUUGACCGAGCAGAGAAGCGUUACAUUCGUUGUCAAGAGCAGAAACGGCCACAACUAUCUGCACGCGAACGGGGGUGGCAACAUGCGCGUUGCCUUCCCGGGAGCUUACAUCAUCUGUCCGAAUGGGCGCGUCGUGGAAUGCGCCCUAACUGCUAGCGCUCACACGCCGACGCACCAGCAGCACGAGGUGCUGGUCACGCAGCUGAUGAAGCACCUUGAAGUUAACGGUUUCAUGCCGUCCGCCGCUCGGACGAGAGGGCCAUUUCCCACCUCACCCAGCGAACGCAUCCACGGAGAGACACUGAAUGCGAACGAAACACAGCAAUGGCGUCUUAUAGAUCGACCGCAAAUGUUUAGCAUUCACACGCCUCCUGGAAGCGAGUUCGAGGCGUAG